Messenger RNA from Tachysurus vachellii, 1165 nucleotides. It is a transcript of the gene ntmt1, whose product is annotated as N-terminal Xaa-Pro-Lys N-methyltransferase 1. The record is from RefSeq and is a predicted model, not a curated record. Bases 161 to 832 code for a protein of 223 amino acids. Lineage: Eukaryota; Metazoa; Chordata; Actinopteri; Siluriformes; Bagridae. Gene Ontology annotation, biological process: N-terminal protein amino acid methylation. The transcript has 4 exons. Gene Ontology annotation, cellular component: cytoplasm. Gene Ontology annotation, molecular function: N-terminal protein N-methyltransferase activity.
GACUAUCAGCCAAUCGCAGCGCAGAUGACGUGAUUGUUCCAAUAUGGUUGGGAAAAGUGGUAACUAGUGGUAGUGGUGAAGUGCAGCUGAGUUGGGUCAUGUCCUAAUUUUAGGGUGCGAGAAUUUAUGAGCGCAUGAAGCCACAGGAAAACUAGAGAGGAUGGAGGAUCACAUGACUGAGGACGUGACCUCCUUUUACGUGAAGGCGGAGCAGUACUGGAAGGACAUCCCGCCCACUGUGGAUGGAAUGCUAGGAGGUUAUGGCAGCAUUUCCAGCAUCGACAUCAACGGUUCCAAAAAGUUUCUGCAGAAAUUCCUUGGGGAGGGCAAAGGUAAGACGAGACCAGGCUGUGCUCUGGACUGUGGCGCAGGAAUCGGCCGCAUCACCAAGCGCCUUCUCUUGCCGUUAUUCCGUACCGUGGACUUGGUAGACGUGACGCAGGAGUUCCUGGACAAAGCGCGCUCCUACCUGGGUGAAGAGGCCAAACGAGUGGAGAACUACUUCUGCUGCGGCCUGCAGGAUUUCCAGCCUCAGCCGGAUCGUUACGACAUCAUCUGGAUCCAGUGGGUCAUCGGUCACUUGACUGACGAUCAUCUGGCGGAGUUCCUCAGACGAUGCCGCAGUGCUCUGCGUCCUGAUGGCCUGAUCGUUGUGAAGGAUAACGUGGCAUACGAAGGCGUCGUCCCUGAUGAGGUGGACAGCAGUGUGUGCAGAGACCUGCCCUUAUUGCGCCGCAUAGUGGCCAGAGCUGGACUCAGCAUCGUCCAUGAGGAACAGCAGCAGAACUUCCCUGAGGAAAUCUACCAGGUCCACAUACUAGCUCUUAGAUAGAACGUUUUGAGAGAAAUACAUGAUAUUUACUCCACACACGGUUAUUUCAUCCUGCCAUUUUUAAUAAUGCAUCAGGUUGGAACACAGUGAAAUGGUUAUGUGCCUGGAUUAAGGGUCUGCAGUUCUCAAGGUCUGAUUUGCACCCAGAGCCUGGGACUACACUAUCAGGGAGCACAGACUUAGUUUUACACUUUUAAGAUAUCCAAAUGUUCUCUGGUCUGUAAUUACUCGCAGGACGGUUGAGCCAAUGUGAAUUUUGAUCCUAACUCUGUUUGUGACUGUCUGGUUUGUAUGUAAGUUAUUAAGAUACAUAUUCAUGUGCAUGUAUUGUGU